This is a messenger RNA of Protopterus annectens (West African lungfish), 1629 nucleotides long. RefSeq names its product retinol dehydrogenase 12-like. The transcript is spliced from 7 exons. The record is from RefSeq and is a predicted model, not a curated record. NCBI's taxonomy places the organism in Eukaryota, Metazoa, Chordata, Ceratodontiformes, Protopteridae. The coding region runs from base 151 to 1095 and encodes 314 amino acids.
CAGAUAAUACUUGGAACAUGACAGUGGCGGUCUGUCAUUAACAGCACGUGCUCUUUGUUGAUUUUAUUGGGAGGGUAUUAUCCUAAUCCGUUGAGUGCACGUACACGAGUAGUUGUGAAUGGAUCGUACUGUCCUUUCUAUGUAGUGAAGAUGUUUCUGUAUCUUGCUGCAGGAGUUUGUGUGUUGCUGAUUUUGUUAGUUCCUCGCAUCAGGAAAUUUGCUGCAGGUGGAGUGUGCGUAUCUACUGCAAGAUUAGAUGGAAAGACUGUAAUAAUUACUGGAGCCAACACUGGUAUUGGGAAGGAGACUGCACGGGAUCUUGCAAAAAGAGGUGCUCGAAUUAUUAUAGCAUGCAGGGAUGUAAUUAAAGGGGAAAUUGCUGCCCAGGAGGUCAUUGCAGAAACUGGAAAUAAACAAGUUAUUGUCAGAAAAUUAGACCUUGCUGAUUCCAGUUCAGUUAAGCAGUUUGCAGAAAAGAUCUUAAAAGAAGAGCAGCAUCUUCACAUACUGAUCAACAAUGCUGGGGUAAUGAUGUGUCCCUACUCCAAAACAGUGGAUGGGUUCGAGAUGCAGUUUGGGGUUAACCACCUUGGUCAUUUUCUUCUGACUUUCCUGUUACUCGACCUUAUUAAGCGUUCUGCCCCUGCCCGUAUAGUGAACGUGUCCUCUCUUGCCCAUUUGUUUGGUCGGAUAAACUUCAGUGAUCUUCAGAGUGAGAAGAACUAUGACAGUGGCCGAGCCUAUUGCCAGAGCAAACUGGCCAAUGUACUCUUCACACGUGAACUUGCCAGACGGUUGGAAGGAACAAAUGUCACCGUAAAUGUUUUGCAUCCUGGUUCUGUUCGCUCAGAGCUGACUAGACAUUCAGUUGUGCUAAGCCUUGUUUGGAAGCUUUCUCCUUUCUUUCUCAAAACACCCACAGAGGGAGCCCAGACAAGUAUAUAUUGUGCAGUGGCUGAAGAGCUGCAGUCCAUUUCUGGGAAAUAUUUCAAAGACUGUCAUCCAGCAUCUGUUGCACUCCAAGCUCAAAAUAAUGAAACUGCAGAAAGACUCUGGCACACAAGCUGCCAGCUGCUGGGAAUUCAGUGGGAAUAGAGCAUUAAAACUUGAUACAGCAAAGACUGCAGAAUACACACUAGCAAAUUGACACAAGAACUCACCAUUUAUAAUCUACGGACUGCAGCAAGCAGCAGAAGUAAUGUAACAUUCCAAAUGCAAAAUUAAGAAGCAGCAGUAGUUAAGCUGCAGAGAAAUGUACAUGGCAAUGAUAAAUAUUAUGUAAUGUGGUACAACAACUAGUUUGGAGUCUGCGUAUUAACUGAAUUUAAGUUAUGUAUAAGAGUCAAUAAUUAUUUUCUUUUGCAUUACAAAUAGUGUUAUGUAGUUAGAAAACAUGAUUUUUAAAUGAAAUGGUGAUUGCAUUGCUACAUGGUUGUAAAUUCUUGCUGAAGCUCUACAUGUCAUUAAUUUUAUAGCUUAUUAGCAAAAUUUUGAUUUGUAUACUGGAUAAAGAAGAUGGUAGAGGAACCUCAGUCAUAUGUUGGUAACGUAGAAAGUGUAUCAAAUAAAUAUCUAUUGAAAGAACAUGCCAUAAGUCUGUAAUUAAAAACAUAUACCCACCAUUAUUAA